Aureobasidium vineae is the source of this 2466-nucleotide messenger RNA. The record is from the annotation of a GenBank genome assembly. Lineage: Eukaryota; Fungi; Ascomycota; Dothideomycetes; Dothideales; Saccotheciaceae.
AUGAACAUCGGAAGCGACAUCGAGCUUGUCAAACGUGUCGUGCUGAAACUCGACCUCUUGCUCCUGCCCUUCUUGUGUUUAUUGUUCUUGCUUAAUUCUCUAGACAAGUCCAAUGUCGGAAACGCAGAGUCUGGUCAUUUCACUGAAGACCUCGGACUGCCCAAGUCCGCCUUGAACGUUUCUGUCGCCUGGUUCUUUGCUGUCUUUGUGUCUUGUCAGCCGAUCGGUGCCUACUACGGUCGCAAGUAUGUGGCAUUUGUUGGAUUCUUCUGGCUUCCGCACAGCGCCAACACGGCCUGGUUCCUGACUGCCGAUGAACGUCUUGUCGCAGAAGAGCGCAUUCGAAGGGACCAAAUUGCCGCAGCCACUUCGUGGGUCAACCCAAAGCAGCAAUCAGAUCUCGACAUCCAGGAGCGAAGGUCGUCCAACCUGCCAGAACCACGUCCAUCUCUAACACUGGAGGACGAUGAGGCAGAUUAUCUGCUCCCCAAUGCUGAAGUCACCCAGCCAUUGGCUCGUCGACCAAGCCAUGCCUCAGUCUUGUCGGUCACUGCUGAUAGUGGAGUGUCUCGCGAAGACAUCUUCUCCGCCGUGGCUGAUUGGAAAGUUUGGUACCUCUUGUUUUGCAACAUCUUAUCCGCAAUUCCGGCCACCGCGUUUGCGGUGUUCCUCCCACUCGUCAUCAAAGGCAUCGCAGGGAGAGACGACCUAGGACCAGCCGCUAUAAAUCUCCUUGUAGUACCUCCGUUCUUGGCUGGUGCAAUCAUCCUAUGGAUCUUCACCUGGUGGUCUGAUAGACACAAGACUCGGCUGAUCCCGAUCUUAUAUGGCUUGGCAAUUCUCCUCGCUGGUCUGGCAGCUACGGUUGCGCUACCCACACGUGCUUACAAACUUCGAUACUUGGCCUUGACUGUCCUCUUGUCUGGCUCCUUUGUAGCUUCGCCCCUGACAGUAACAUGGUUGAGUAACAACAUACCUCAGCCUGGCAAACGUGCGAUCGUCCUAGGAAUCAACGGAUGGGGCAAUUUUGCUGGUGUAAUCUCGAGCAUGCUUUUUGCUCCCAGAUUUGCCGAAGAUGGCUACAUCGUCCCCUUCUACGCUACUCUAGCCUGCGUUUUGACCGCAUUUGUUGGCUAUCUUGCUUUCAGAGCUCUGGUUGUUGCCGAGAAUCAUGGGCGGAACCGGAUCGUGGCAGAUUGGGACGAUGAAGAGGUUAGACGCGAAGCAAUGUUUGGAGAUGCACAUCAAAUUCUGGGUCGUGUGUCGACAGUGCUGUUCUACCUACAUGCCGGCUUCUAUCUCAACUUCUUCGUACAAGCACAUGUUCUGGCAAAACGCAUCAAAGACUGGGACGUCAUUCUCGGAUUGAUUGGGACUGUUGCAUUCACAGCUGUAGGCACUACUGCACUGUCACCACUUCGAAAGUGGAGCUAUCGUGUCUUUUACACCACUCACGUUACUCUGGCUAGCAUAUUGCUUCCCAUGCUCUACUUGCACGUCUCGCACAUACGCAUCUACAUUAUCGAAACAUUGAUAGUAUAUGCAUUACACCUAGCCCUACGCAUCCUCAACGAACACAAAGUCCAAGGCUCCUUAACCUUAGUCCCUGGCACAGCAAACCUACUAGAAAUCAACAUCUCCAUCACGCAAAAGGCACAGCAACAAUCAUUCAUGCAAUACCAACCAGGCCAACACGUCUACAUCUCUCUAGCACAAGCACCCCUCUACAAGCGAACUCUGAAAUCCAAAAAUCCAUUCACGAUCGCCUCACUCCCCUCCUCAGACGGCACACUCAAACUAAUAGCCAGAGUCCUCAACAACAACACCGCCGCCCUCGCAAAAUCAGCAACAGAAGGCGCAACCGGAAAAGCCACUUCCAUACCCCUGAUCCUCGAAGGUCCUUACGGUUUAUCCACACAUCCAGAUACGCUGUUGCAAUACAAUCGUGUGUUGUUCAUAGCCGGCGGCGUGGGCGCUACCUUUGUGGUGCCGCUGUAUAGAACACUGCUCAGAGAUCUCUCACCCAGCCCUGGAAGCAGGAGAAGACAGAACGUCGCUUUCGUUUGGGUUGUCAGGGAUGAGGCAGAGACUAGCUGGGCAAUCCCCGAGGACGAGCAGGAAAGGCAGGGCAUGCAGGAGCGCAUGACCGUCUAUGCCACCAGGAGCGGCAGAAUGGACUCCGAAGAGCACGAGCAAAAGACCAAUGAUGCCGAUGAGGGUAUUGAACUCGAGCGAUUGUUGCCUAGUGGAGACAUCAACGACUCCACACGGAAAUGGCAAAUUCACCCUGGUCGACCAGACUUGGGUCAGAUGCUGGAUGGUGUGUUCAGCCACACGCGCGAUGAUACAAAAGUGGCAGUGCUCGUUUGUGGCCCAAGAUCAAUGGCGGACGAGGUCAGGAGGAAGACACAGAAAUGGGUUGAUAAGCGAGACGUUUGGUUACACGUUGAGGCUUUUGGAUUGUGA